Cynoglossus semilaevis (tongue sole) is the source of this 7627-nucleotide messenger RNA. It is a transcript of the gene epha7, whose product is annotated as eph receptor A7. Gene Ontology annotation, cellular component: dendrite; plasma membrane. Gene Ontology annotation, molecular function: transmembrane-ephrin receptor activity; ATP binding; protein binding. Lineage: Eukaryota; Metazoa; Chordata; Actinopteri; Pleuronectiformes; Cynoglossidae. The record is from RefSeq and is a predicted model, not a curated record. Gene Ontology annotation, biological process: axon guidance; ephrin receptor signaling pathway; protein phosphorylation.
UAACGGUCCGAACCGCUGAAAUAAAAGUGAUGCUCAUUUUGUUCCCUGUACGGAUGUAAAAAAAAAAAAAAAAAAAGUUGUAACAACAUUCCCCUUCCUUCUCCGUGCCCUGUUUCACCCUCUUCAUCAUCCCUCUCACCUCUACGCUACCAGUGUCCCUUCCUCGACCGUGACGUCUCCUCCCCUUCCUCCUCCUCCUCUGCGUCGCCAUUGGCCCGCGCCAGUGUCCCGGCGUGUGAUUGACACCCGGGGAGCUACAGUCUCCUCCCAACGACCGCAGACGCUAUUUGAGUGAGUGUUGAACUACUGGCGGAACUGUUAUACGCCGACAGAUAGAGUCCGGGGCGGUUGUUUGUGAGCGUCGUCAAUGGGAAGCGUGGUGCGAGGCAGCGGUACAAGCGACUUACGGCAUUGAGUGAGACCCCGCACCAGCAGCGACGCAUCAUGCUCUCCAGAGCCAUCCCGUGCGUGUGGAUUACUGUUUGCCUUCGACUCUGCUGUUACGUGGAAGCACAGAACGCCAAGGAAGUGAUUCUGCUGGACUCCAAGGCACAGCAGACAGAACUGGAGUGGAUCUCCUAUCCUCCCAAUGGGUGGGAAGAGAUCAGUGGCCUGGAUGAGAACUACACACCUAUCCGUACAUACCAGGUCUGCCAGGUCAUGGAGCCUAAUCAGAAUAACUGGCUUCGGACUAACUGGAUAGAGAAGGGUGAUGCUCAGAGAAUUUUUGUGGAACUAAAGUUCACCCUGAGGGAUUGUAACAGCCUACCUGGUGUGGUGGGCACGUGCAAGGAGACAUUCAACUUGUAUUACCAGGAGACGGAUUCGGAAGUGGGGAGGAGUUUACGCGAGAAUCAGUACGUGAAAAUUGACACAAUCGCCGCAGACGAAAGCUUCACUCAGGGUGACCUGGGCGAGAGGAAGAUGAAGCUAAACACCGAGGUGCGCAUCAUUGGCCCCCUGUCUAGAAGGGGCUUCUACUUGGCCUUCCAGGAUGUUGGGGCGUGCAUCGCCCUGGUGUCUGUUAAAGUUUACUACAAGAAAUGUUGGUCUAUCAUUGAGAACCUGGCUACCUUCCCAGACACUGUGACGGGAUCUGAAUUUUCCUCAUUAGUGGAGGUCGAGGGCAUGUGCGUAAUCAAUGCCGAAGAGGAGGCCGACAACUCUCCCAAAAUGCACUGCAGUGCUGAAGGGGAAUGGCUAGUGCCCAUUGGGAAGUGUGUAUGCAGAGCUGGAUUUCACCAAAAGGGCGACGCAUGUGAACCAUGUGGUCGCGGCUUCUACAAGUCCUCCUCCCAGGACCUGCAGUGUUCCCGCUGUCCGGCGCACAGCUACAACGACCGCGAGGGCUCCUGGCGCUGCGAUUGCGAGGACGGCUACUACCGAGCGCUCUCCGACCCUCCGUCUGUGGCCUGCACACGACCUCCCUCAGCGCCACAGAACCUGGUCUACAACAUCAACCAGACUACUGUCAGCCUGGAGUGGAACCCACCGGCUGACACGGGAGGCCGCAAUGAUGUCAGCUACAGGGUUAUAUGCAGAAGUUGUAGCUGGGAGCCUGAGGAGUGCGCUCCGUGUGGGCCAAACGUUGGAUACUCUCCCGCGCAGUCUGGAUUAGUGGACACUUAUGUGACCAUCAUGGACCUGCUCGCACAUGCCAACUACACUUUCGAGGUGGAGGCUGUCAAUGGGGUGUCGGACCUGAGCCGGACACAGAGGCUGUUUGCAGCGGUUAGCAUCGCAACCGGUCAAGCGGCUCCAUCCCAGGUCAGUGAGGUCAUCAAGGAAAAAGUGCAGCAGCGCAGCAUUCAGCUCUCCUGGCAAGAGCCGCAACAACCCAACGGUGUCAUCACAGAAUAUGAAAUCAAAUAUUAUGAAAAAGAUCAAAAAGAACGAAUAUAUUCCACAGUCAGAUCCAAGUCCAACUCUGCCACCGUGAACAAUCUGAAGCCCAGCACGGCAUACGUGUUCCAGAUUCGGGCUUUCACUCAGGCAGGUUACGGGACCUAUAGCCCCAGGAUGGAGAUAACUACUAAAGAAGAAGCCACAGCCGCGAUCGUCUCCAGCGAGCAGAACCCCGUCAUCAUCAUAGCGGUGGUGGCCGUGGCAGGGACCAUCAUCCUGGUGUUCAUGGUGUUCGGCUUCAUCAUCGGGAGAAGACACUGUGGGUACAGCAAAGCAGAUCAGGAGGGAGACGAAGAGCUCUACUUUCAGUUUAAAUUUCCAGGCACCAAAACCUACAUUGACCCCGAAACCUAUGAGGAUCCGAACAGGGCUGUCCAUCAAUUUGCCAAGGAGCUGGACGCGUCCUGCAUUAAAAUCGAGCGGGUGAUUGGAGCAGGAGAGUUCGGGGAAGUGUGCAGUGGGCGGCUAAAGCUGCCCGGGAAACGCGACGUGUCCGUCGCGAUCAAAACGCUCAAGGUGGGCUACACGGAGAAGCAGAGGCGAGACUUCUUGUGCGAGGCCAGCAUCAUGGGCCAGUUCGACCAUCCCAAUGUGGUUCAUUUGGAAGGUGUUGUGACCAGAGGAAAACCAGUCAUGAUUGUCAUCGAGUACAUGGAGAACGGUUCGUUAGACGAAUUCCUUAGGAAACAUGAUGGUCUCAGCCAGUUGGGGGGAAUGCUGCGGGGAAGUGCAGCAGGAAUGAGGUAUCUCUCCGACAUGGGAUACGUCCAUCGAGAUCUGGCUGCACGGAACGUACUCGUCAACAGCAACCUUGUGUGUAAAGUAUCGGACUUUGGCCUGUCGAGAGUCAUCGACGACGAUCCGGAGGCUGUCUAUACAACAACUGGCGGGAAAAUCCCUGUUCGGUGGACCGCGCCAGAAGCUAUCCAGUACCGUAAAUUCACCUCGGCCAGCGACGUCUGGAGUUACGGUAUUGUGAUGUGGGAGGUGAUGUCCUACGGAGAACGGCCUUACUGGGACAUGUCCAACCAAGAUGUCAUAAAGGCUAUUGAGGAGGGUUACCGUCUUCCCGCCCCCAUGGACUGUCCACCAGGGCUGCAUCAGCUGAUGCUGGACUGCUGGCAGAAAGACCGCGCAGAGCGUCCCAAAUUUGACCAGAUAGUCGGAAUCCUCGAUAAGAUGAUCCGUAACCCCAACACCUUGAAAACACCAGUGGGAACGUGUACCAGACCAAUUAGUCCACUGUUAGAUCAGAGCACACCAGACUUCACUGCUUUCCGCUCGGUGGGAGAGUGGCUGGAAGCCAUCAAGAUGGAACGAUACAGAGACAACUUCACAGCAGCUGGUUACACUUCCCUGGAAUCUGUGGCCAGGAUGUCAAUCGAGGAUGUGAUGAACCUAGGGAUCACACUGGUGGGCCAUCAGAAAAAGAUCAUGAGCAGCAUACAGACGACGAGAGCCCAGAUGGUACAUCUCCACGGCACCGGCGUCCAGGUGUGACUGUGACGGGCAGCUAACUCAGGCAGGGACCGCAAAUAAAAGCAGGACUAUUCCGGAGGUAGUGCCUGGGAUGUAACCAGGAUCUUCAAAGCGAACAGACAUCUGUCAUGUCUGUUUCUUCCGGCUGCCGUCCGGAGCAAAUCAUUCCUUUGUUCCUCAGUUAGGACUGUGGACUCCAUCUUCAGAGGGCAGUAAAAAAAAAAAAAAAACGAGGAAAGGGCACCAGAAAAACAGCGACAACAUUUAACUACCUGGACAAGAAACUUGUACUCGUACUUUUUUCCAGAGACGUCUUUCGAUUAAUCCACAUAUCAGAUAGCACAUCGCAAACAAGUUUGACACGUUUUUUUUUCGAACCUAAAGGAUUUAGGUUCAUACCAUGACUGGGAAAAACUAGACUGGACUAUUUUCCCCUUUUUUUUUGUUGUUCUGAUAAUUCUCAUCAUCCCCAGUCACAUUUGUUGCACAAGCUGCAAAUUUUUUUUCUCUUCCCAUUGGACUAAAAAAACAGGGUAAAACUUCUCAUUUAUCCAAACAAAAAGGGAACUCUCUUUCACCCUGUGCUGAAGCAGAACGGACCGUGUGAAGCAUUCGCAGCGGUUGCUGAUCUGAUGCUACACCUCACGCUCGUUUGCAGCGAGGAGCGACUGAGCAUUCGAUGCGUUUUUUUUCUUUUCACCUUUCGGAUCUUUUAAUGAAGGAGUUUUCCCAGUGGGUGCAACACUUGAGUAGAUGCAAGAUGUGAAUUUUCCUGCAAAUCACCGAUACGUUUUGUUUUUUUUUUUUUUAAAUCAGAGUAGCAAUAUCCUUUGUCUUAGUGUUCACUACUGGAAACACAGACACAGUUACUCAUUUUACGGAGUAGAAUGUUCUAGCACUGUCGAAAGAUUGUACCGUAAUUGCAGCCAACGCAUAUUGUUCGCCGUCUUUUUUGCCUAAAAAUGUUGCACAAAUGAAAUUGUAAAGGGUGGAUCCGCAAAAAGGUGUAGAUGUAAUACUGCCUUAAGUAUGUUAGACAAUUAGAUUUGUUAUUGCCACUAUUUUAGGCACUUCGAUUGCAAUGCUUUUCCGCUGCUUGUGUGGCGGGCGGAUAAACACCAUGGUUUUUUUUUUUGGUCGUUUUUCUAUCUUGAACUUGAACUGGUAAAUUCAAGUUAACGCACGCGGGCGUUCGCAGCCGUGUCAGUGACUCAAGGAGCGGGGGUUAAAAAACAAAAGAAAAAAAAAAGAGAUGAACUAAACAGAGCAAUAAUUACCAGGUAGAAAUGAGAUUAUUAAAGGUGCUAGGUGUGAAGACGUGUGUAUUCUGUGCUGGGAUGAAACCCUUUGGAAAGAUUCAGCCAUUGCUGCUAAAUGGAGAGUACCUCUGACCUAAAAUCACUUCUGGAGUGUGCUCGGGAGGGAGAACUGCUGUACUAAGACAUCAAAUGAAAUAAUCAUGUGGUACUCUGCGAGUUCAAUAACCGGAGAAGUUGAUGGAAACCAAACAGGGCAUGGAGGUGUUUAACCAAGCAGCUGCGAACAUAAAGGAAUUUUUUCGAAACACUAUCGAAGCUGCCAAUUAGCCUUGAUGAUAUCAUCCUUUGACGCUAACGUGCAACCCUGAAAUCAAAGCAUCCCUUCGGGUUUUUUUUUUUUUUUUGAUAUAAAAACGUAGGGAACUCUCUCACGGCUCUGACUCCGUCUCUGCACGCCGCCUCGCAAUCCUCUUUGUUUUGUCACGCGUCUAUCCACCCAUCCCUCACGGGCACAACCACAAACAUGCUUUAAGUGUCUCUGACGGCUGCAAACCUUUUCUUACAUACGGAUGUGCGGCACAACAACGGGGGCCAAGGAGGAGCGGUGGCUUUGCGGGAGACGCUCCAAAUAAGCCAAUCAACCUAUUUGGUGCCAUCUGUCUCUACUUCAAAUGCAGAAAUUAAGCGCAGUUUCUACGCUGAAUGGGUGCGAGGGCAUAAUGCUCGGCAGGAGGGGGAAAAAAAAGCUCAUCAGAUUUAAGGUGGCGCUAGUUCGUAGAUGAAUUCCUUACUCACUUGUUUUACUGAAAAGCUCUUUGACGAAGACUAGAAUUUAUGGGUCUAAAGUGAGGCAUCAUGGGAGUGCUGUUUCUCAUAAUUGCCAUAUUGAGAAUUAAUUUUUUUUUAUUACGGAGAGAGAAGACUGAAGACGAAACGUUUCAAGAAAAGCAUUUACGAUGUAAAUGUACGAGAGACAGUCAUUAGAUUAGCGCAUACGUGUCAUCCCAUGAGUCGUGUGCAAGUGUCAAAGGGAAACCAGAGCACAUCCUCCAAAACACAAUCGAAAUAUACGACUUUACUCUUACGUUGUGAUUUUUUUUAUCUCACAUAAAAUUAAAUAAUAUUUUUUUUAUCUUGUAGUGUUUUGAAUGUCAUGAAUUUUCUCAACGUGGCCAUAAAACUCACUCAGAAAGAUAACUUUAAAGUACGAUGAUACCGUCCCUAUUCACGAACAAAUCGGACUACGAAAAGUAUUUUUUAACACGUUUGUAACACUCGCACACUGGCAGUACCAAUUCUCGCCACUGCUAACGCUGGUCCCCAGAGCUCAUGAGAUACCAGAUGUACAAAACACUGCAUGCCACGCCCAGAAACUCACCCAGCAGCAUUGCAGUUCUCGCCAAUCUAGUGCCCGAACAAGUGGCUAGCGUAACUUUAACAUUGUUCGUUAUCGACAAGUAUGAAUUUUUUUUCAAAUUUCUACCUUAGUAUGGCUCACAAAUAGUGAACACUGUGGUGUCGCGAACCAAGAACAAAAUGAAGAUCAUUUAGCAUAAACUUCCUCCUUCCCAGCAGCACUCUUACCGAACUCUCCUGUCCUAACUCCAGCUCUGAUUUUCAAAGUGGGUCUCUGAGGUAGAGUGAGUCUAUUUUGGACCAUCAUGAGAUUAAAUCCGGCUUUCAACUAGGGAUGGCUCAAACUGAUAAUUGGGAUCGGUAUCACUCCGAUAUUGAUCAAAAUUUGAACAUCGAGAAAAAAAAACCACCUUUAGCCCGCCUCAUCUGAUACAUAAGCUCAAAUGCUCAAUUCGCAUGACAUGCCGCAAACAGGGACACUAUCGCCACCAGGUGUGGGCAAACUUUUUGACUCAUGAGCCACAGUUGUCCAAAAAUUUGACAUGGGGACUGGAGUAGAUAGUUAAGGUGUUCGUGUGAACUGCUUUUAGGAUUUUCUUCGCCAUCUAUUGGGGAAACCUGGGUAUUGCAGGGAAAAGGCAGAAGUAUAAUGAUAAUAUAAAUAAAUUAUAUUAUUUGGAAAAGUUUGGUGGGCCGGAUUAAAAAGCUGAACGGGCCACAUUCGGCCCCCGGGCCUUAGUUUGCCCAUGCCUGUGUUAGAGUAUCAGCAGAUACUCCAAGUUGUGUCGAGCCAUCCCUACAUUAACCAGAUUCCUUGUACAAAUCGGCCGUAACCUCCACCAGCAGUGUCGCCCCGUCACUCGAUUUGUCUCAGCUCGUUGUGUCCGUCAACACAAGCGCACCGUGUUUUUUCUUCGACUAUAUUUCCGCAACAACAGAACACAACAAAAAAGGAAAACAAACCUAAAAUCAACGACUCGAGAUUCAUAGGGUUGAUGAAAACCAAGUGUAGUAACAUGAGUACAAAGUCUUUGUUUUUGUUUUCUUCAAAUUUUGUGGUACAGCAGUUGGACAUGCAUCUCGCCUCGUAGCCAUGUGAUGAAUACUUCCAAAGAGUUCAGCACUGUUGAUUGUGUCAGAGAGAGAGAGAGAGAGAGAGAGAGAGAGACGAGAUUUGCGGGGGAAAUCUUUGUAUAUGUUCUAAUUGUAAAACUUGUACAUUUUAUUUAUAUUGUUUUUUUUUACACAUAAUACUCAGUAGAGAGCUCUGAAUACAUUGAGAAAUGCACUAUAUUUUUAUAUCUGGCAGAUGAAUUAUUGUCACCCACACGAUUUCAGUUGUACAUAGUUUCUCAUUUAGGACCAAAGACAGUCGAUUGGAUCUCCACCUUUUCCUUGAGUUCGUUUUACUUGACAUUUUAGUUUGUUGUACAGUGAUGGUCGAUGUAUUAUUUAUUUUUAUGUAAUGAAAGUGUUAAGAAUAUUCACUGGUGAAAAGUAUUUUGCCCGGACAGAAGAAUCAUUUACCUAGACAAUUUUCUUGUAACAUAGACAAUUCUUUUGCUUUGUAACCUUUGUAAUAGACUGUACAUAUAUUUUUGGAAAUAUAAUACAAUCUCUAUAGAAAC